AGUUGCACGUGAGAUACGUGGAGAAGAUGAACUUUUCGGAGGAAUUCAACUUGUGAUAUCUGGUGAUUUUGCUCAAUUGAGACCUGUUGAGGGCAAAUACGCAUUUCAAAGCAAACUUUGGGAUUUAGCUAUAGAGGAAAACAUUUUUUUGAAAAAGAUAUACAGACAAAGUGAUGAGUAUUUUAUCAGAGGUCUUGAUAGGAUGAGAUUUGGAAAGAUAGACAAGGAUUUCCUUUCAUUUAUAAAAAAACUAGAUAGGGAAGUAAAAUACGAAGAUGGAAGAGAGCCAACAAGGCUUUAUUCUACGAACAAAGAAGUCACGAUUUGUAAUAUGAACAAGUUAAAUGAUAUACCUGGAGAAAUGUUAAAAUAUACUUGUGUUGAUUGGUCAAUAAAGGAUAGAGGUGGAUUAUCUCACGAGAAAUUGAUUAAUUGGUUGGAUAAAAGUACGUUAGUUGAACAAGUUUUGUAUUUAAAAAUUGGUGCAGAAGUUUUUUACAUUUGGAAUUCUGAUGAUCGAAGAUUGGUUAAUGGAACUCAAGGUAAGGUUGUAGCAUUUAGAAAUACAAAAAGUGAUAUGGUAUACGAAAAAGAUCUUCCAAAAGGUAUUUCUCCGAAUGAUGUAGUACCAUUAGUCAAAUUUGACGGUAUUGAAGAAAUUAUAGAAGUUGGAAAAGAAAGGUUUACAAAAAAAAAUAAUGAGGGUGUGUUGAUGGUGACACGUACUCAAUUACCGUUAAAAUUGAAAUACGCAAUGUCUAUACAUAAAUCACAAGGUUUGACAAUUGAAAGGUUAUAUAUAAAUUGUGCAAAAGUUUUUCAGAGUAAACAAUUAUAUGUAGCUUUAUCAAGAGCCGUUGACAUAAAAAAUUUAUGUGUGAAAAAUUUUAGACCAGAAAAAUUAAAAGCUAACGAGCUAGUUAUAAAAUUUAUGAAAGAUAAUUUUGGAAAUGAGAUUUUGUUAUAA
Molecule: messenger RNA, 967 nt
Organism: Scutellospora calospora
Lineage: Eukaryota; Fungi; Glomeromycota; Glomeromycetes; Diversisporales; Gigasporaceae
Source: the annotation of a GenBank genome assembly